AUUCUUUCACUUGUUCAUCUCUAGUCGUGUCGUGCAACAAUUCCGGCUCACAUGUGCAACACAUGCAAAAGCAAAGUAAACGAAUAGCAACAACGAAAGUAAAAUGCAAACUUUACGUGAAUUUACGCGUAAAACAAAGCGUGGCAAUGUCUUAAGGAUUGUCCGGGAGCAUUAUCUACGUGAUGAUAUUGGCUGUGGUUCGGAUUUGUGUCAGUAUUGCUUCCAAAACGAAGUGUAUCAAUUGACCACGCGACACCAAAUCAAUAGUACCCUCUUCAAGCAUCCACACUACAUUGUCCUGGACACAAAUGUGGUGCUAGAUCAGAUUGAUGUGCUUGAGGAGGAUGUCCUACACAAUGUGAUAGUUCUGAGCACUGUUCUUAAUGAAGUGAAGCAUAAGAGUUCCUCGAUUUAUAAGCGUUUUAAUGAGAUCAUACACGAUCGAUCCAGGAAUUUCUAUGUCUUUGUCAAUGAGCAUCACAAAGAUACAUAUGCCGACCGGGAGCCCAAUGAAUCUGCAAAUGAUCGUAAUGAUCGUGCUAUUCGCCUGGCCACAAAGUGGUAUGACACUCACUUAAUCAACUCCCAAUCGUCAAAGAGCUUUGAACGGAGUGGUCAGUCUACUACACGGGUAAUUCUAUUAACCGAUGAUGCCGGCAAUCGAUCCAAAGCAGAAUCUGAGGAUAUUUUGGUAGCCUCAGCUGCUGAGUAUGUGAAAUCUCUUGAAGAUUUCCCCCUUUUAGUAGACAAACUGUCGCAGAAGUCCUUUGAAAAUGAAAAGCAAGCUCGUCCUCAGUAUCCUCCACAUUUGAGCAUGAAGGAACUGCUUGAGGGUCUACGUCAAAAAAAAUACCUACAAGGAUCUUUCCAGGCUUCCCGUGAGAACUAUUUGGAGGGCAAUGUCAAUGUGGAGAAUUACGAGAAAGGGAUUCUUUUACAAGGACGAGAAUCAUUAAAUCGUGCUGUCGAUGGUGACAUAGUUGCCGUCGAACUGUUACCCGAAACUGAAUGGUCAGCCCCUAGUGAGAUUGUUCUGGAGGAGAAGAAUGUUUAUGCCGAUGAUGUGCCCAGUGAGGAGCGCGCCCAAGAGGAGCAGCAAGUGAAAAAAGCUGCCUUGGCGGCUGCUAAAACAGACGAACGUACACCGACGGGUCGCAUUGUGGGCAUUGUUCGUCGUAAGUGGCGUCAAUAUUGUGGCAUCUUGCAGCCCAGCCUAAUAGAGGACACCAAUCGGCAUAUUUUUGUGCCCGCUGACCGAAAGAUUCCCCGCAUCCGAAUCGAGACAAGACAGGCGGCUAAAUUACUAAAUCAGCGCAUCAUUGUCACUAUUGAUACUUGGCCUAGGAAUUCGCGUUAUCCACAUGGCCACUUUGUUCGCUCGCUGGGUCCAUUGGGUGACAUGGCCACCGAAAACGAGGUGAUUCUUUUGGAACAUGAUGUUCCGCAUUGCAAGUUUUCCGAGGAAGUAUUAAGUUUUUUGCCUCAAAUGCCUUGGACAAUUACACCAGAAGAUUAUGCCAAACGUGUAGAUCUUAGAGAUCUUUACAUUUGCUCAGUAGAUCCACCAGGUUGCACGGACAUUGACGAUGCCCUCCAUUGUCGCGACCUACCCAAUGGCAAUUUAGAGGUAGGAGUCCACAUAGCCGAUGUCAGUCAUUUCAUACGACCCGGCAAUGCUUUGGAUAAGGAGGCGGCAGCUCGUGGCACUACGGUCUAUUUAGUCGGCAAACGCAUUGAUAUGGUACCCGAGCUGCUUAGUUCCAAUCUCUGCUCUCUUGUUGGCGGUGUAGAGCGUUUUGCAUUCUCUUGCAUUUGGGAAGUAGACCAGGAAGCUAAUGUGCUAAAUAAACGUUUCCACAAGAGCGUCAUCAAAUCCAAGCGAGCCAUGACUUAUGAAGAGGCUCAAGUGAUGAUCGAUGACUCCAAUGAACAGGGCGAAAUAGCUAAAUCGCUGAGAAAUCUGAAUCGUUUGGCGAAAAUAUUAAAGAAAAGACGUAUGGACAACGGAGCUUUGGUCUUGGCUUCACCUGAAAUUCGUUUUCAAGUUGACAGUGAAACCCAUGAACCACUUGAGGUGGAGGCCAAACAAAUGCGAGACACCAAUUCCAUGGUGGAAGAGUUUAUGUUGCUGGCCAAUAUUACAGUAGCCCAGCAUAUAGCAGCCGAAUUCUCUGAAUGCGCUGUCCUUCGACGGCAUCCACGUCCUCCACCCACAAAUUUUGAUCCUUUGGUCAAAGCAGCACGCUAUCAAGGCUUCGAGGUGGACAUUGAAUCCGGCUUGUCACUGUCCCAUUCAUUGGACAAAUGUGUCAAAGUGGAUAAUCCCUAUUUUAAUACUAUGAUUCGUAUCCUUACUACACGAUGCAUGAUGCAAGCUGUGUACUUCAUCAGUGGUAGCCUACAGAAAGAAGAGUUCUUCCAUUAUGGUCUUGCUGCGUCUAUUUAUACACAUUUCACUUCGCCGAUUCGUCGGUAUUCUGAUAUAAUGGUACACCGUCUGCUGGCCGCAUCUAUUGGAGCAGAUAGCACUUAUGCUCAGUUGUUGGAGCGCAAAUCCAAUGAGGAAUUAUGCAAUAAUCUCAACUAUCGACAUAAAAUGGCACAGUAUGCCGGUCGAGCAUCGGUGGCUCUUAACACGCAUCUCUUUUUCCGCGGCAAAGAAGAAGACGAAGAGGGCUAUGUUUUGUUCGUACGCAAGAAUGCCCUUCAAAUUCUCAUCCCGAAAUAUGGUCUAGAGGGUACUUUGUAUUUGAAGUCGGAUAAAGAUGGCAAAGAUGGUCUGGAGCGCAUUAAAAGCGAAAUCGUUUUCACUUUCAAUGAGGAGGAUCAUACACAACGUUGCGGCAAUGUCGUUUUUCAUUCCUUUGAUCCAGUGACUGUACGCCUUAGUCUUGACUCGAGAAAUGUACAGCAUGAAAAAUUGGUUUUCCGCCUGGUCAAACCUUACAUUAAGGGUUUCAGUGUGGAAUUGGUGAAAAUGGAAGUUGAAGGGGAAACGCCAACCUGCCCACCAACAAAGAAAUCCAAAAAAGAUAAGAAGAAAAAAUGAUUAAGAUCUUAAUCUUCUAAAUUAAGUCGCAAAGUUAUGAUUGAAUUUUUUUGUACACAUUUUAAAAUAUAGUUUUGAAAUGACUUGGAA
Drosophila willistoni is the source of this 3139-nucleotide messenger RNA. RefSeq names its product exosome complex exonuclease RRP44 (gene Dis3). Gene Ontology annotation, molecular function: 3'-5'-RNA exonuclease activity; RNA binding; endonuclease activity. Gene Ontology annotation, cellular component: cytoplasmic exosome (RNase complex); nuclear exosome (RNase complex). Bases 104 to 3049 code for a protein of 981 amino acids. Lineage: Eukaryota; Metazoa; Arthropoda; Insecta; Diptera; Drosophilidae. The record is from RefSeq and is a predicted model, not a curated record. The transcript is spliced from 5 exons. Gene Ontology annotation, biological process: rRNA catabolic process.